This is a messenger RNA of Anopheles nili, 1267 nucleotides long. RefSeq lists its product as uncharacterized. The transcript has 5 exons. The record is from RefSeq and is a predicted model, not a curated record. The coding region runs from base 25 to 819 and encodes 264 amino acids. Lineage: Eukaryota; Metazoa; Arthropoda; Insecta; Diptera; Culicidae.
UUCAUUGCAUAGACGUGAAACGCGAUGGCAACAACGGCAGCCUACGAGGGUGCGAAGGUGGUUUUCACAGUUUGUAUUCACACGCUACUGCUCGCGGUGGCCUACUGCGGCGCAGCUCAACCAUCAUCGGUGUCGUCGUCGUCCUCGGGUGCGCUUCCGGAACCGGUAUGCGGUCAGAUCUCGCAAAUGUUGGACAGCUGCUUCCGCAACUCAUCGCCAUCGAUCGCCGUCGAGCUGCUGAACACGGCCAAGAUACCGGACUCGGUGGAGGAAAUCGGUGACCGGUGCCUGCUGUUCAAUCGCGGGAUGGAGUGCGUGAAACACUACAUGAACGUGUGCGUCGACCAGAAGGAGCGCAAAAUCAUCGAGAAUGAGGUGUACGGGGCUAAGCGGCUGUACGAGUUCCUGUGCCGCGACCGGUCCUUUCAGCAGGAGUUCCUGGAGCACAAAGCGUGCUUUCACCUGAUCCAACACGAUUGGGACGUCUGUUCGAGCAAGUUCAUCGGCAUCCUGAAGGAGGAGAUGACGAAGACGACCAAACAGUCGAUGAACGUGCAGUACAUGCACUUCUGCUGCGCCCGGUAUGGUUACGAGAACUGCGUCUACAACAGCGCCCGGUACAAAUGCCAGCACAAGUCGGCCGUGUUUCUGCGUACCGUCGCGAAGUUGUUGUCCACCGACCGGCACUUCCUGAACUGUGAUAAGAUCGAGCAUGAGGUCUGCUCGGGUGGUGCGUCCUGCUGGGCCCGAUCGGCGCUGGUGAUGUCGAUGUCCGUGCUGGGGCUCGUCCUUGGUCGGCAUUUCCUGCUCGGUGGGUAAUUGGCUGCGUGAGGACCGAAUUGUGGUUUCAGAAGGCAUACGAGUUGGAAGACAGCAAAGGACCGCUUAACCGGCACGUUCGCCGGUGCGUUUGUUUAGGAAUAUUCUAGAUCUGUUACCCAUUAUCGGUUUGUUGUGGUGUUAAGUGGGAUGCGUUCGGCUUGACCCAUGGCUUCGGAAGCCGAUUUUAGCGAUCAGCAUGUUGUGAUACGAAUUACAUAUUCAUCGUUACGCUCUCGCGUGAGUUUUCUACACGGCUCGGAAAAAAAUGCCAUGCGUGUUAGUUCGUCGUGUGGCGCUGCAGAAGAGAAAUGUACGUUUUAAACCCAUAAGACACAGUAUUUUGGUCGAAAAACAUCAGUAAGAAUAAAAAUAACAAAAGAAAAAAGGAGAAGAAAAUUUCGACGUAUAUCGUGAAUAUGUGCACGUGUGUUUCGUGUGUUUGCUU